Molecule: messenger RNA, 1216 nt
Organism: Lathyrus oleraceus (garden pea)
Lineage: Eukaryota; Viridiplantae; Streptophyta; Magnoliopsida; Fabales; Fabaceae
Product: ABC transporter C family member 3
Exons: 1
Coding region: 113-1216 (367 amino acids)
Biological process (GO): transmembrane transport
Cellular component (GO): membrane
Molecular function (GO): ABC-type transporter activity; ATP binding
Source: RefSeq, a predicted model, not a curated record
AUCAUAACAAGCAAUUAACUAUAUCACAACUGCAUAUGGAGGAGCUCUCGCACCGUUCAUAAUAUUGGCUCAGAUUUUGUUUCAAACUCUUCAAAUUGGAAGCAACUAUUGGAUGGCUUGGGCAACUCCAAUCUCAGCAGAUGUAGAGCCACCUGUUAAAGGAACAACUCUUAUUGAAGUCUAUGUUGUUUUGGCCAUUGGAAGUGCUUUAUGCGUUCUUGUUAGAGCAUUGUUACUUGUUACAUUCGGCUAUAAGACAGCUACUAUACUCUUCAAUAAAAUGCACUUGACCAUUUUUCGCGCCCCGAUGUCGUUUUUUGAUUCUACUCCAAGUGGCCAAAUCCUUAAUAGAGCUUCAACUGAUCAAAGUGCAGUGGAUAUAGACAUUCCUUAUCAAGUUGGCUCAUUUGCCUUCUCCUUGAUCCAGCUUCUAGGAAUUAUAAUAGUGAUGUCUCAGGUUGCAUGGCAAGUUUUCAUCGUCUUUAUACCUGUCAUAGCAAUUAGCAUUCACUAUCAGCGAUUUUAUUUACCAUCAGCGCGUGAACUAUCACAUUUAUGUGGAGUGUGCAAAGCUCCUAUCAUUCAACACUUUGCAGAAACAAUUUCCGGCACUUCAACCACUAGAAGCUUUGAUCAACAGUCAAGAUUUCAUGCAGCGAACAUGAAACUGGCGGAUGGGUAUAGUCGGCCAAAGUUCAAUAUUGCUGCUGCUAUGGAAUGGUUAUGCAUCCGCCUAGAUAUGUUGUCUUCCACCAUAUUUGUCUUUUCCUUGAUGUUCUUGAUUUCAAUUCCACCUGGAAUCAUAAAUCCAGGCCUUGUUGGUCUAGCCGUUACCUAUGGACUGAAUUUAAACCAAAUACAAGCUUGGGUGAUAUGGAAUAUUUGCAACUUGGAGAACAAAAUUAUAUAUGUAGAAAGGAUACUUCAAUAUACAAGCAUUCAAAGUGAGCCUCCCCAUGUUUUAGAAGAAGAAAAUAGGCCAGAUCCUUCAUGGCCCGCAAAUGGCGAUGUUGUCCCACUUGAUGAAGAAUCAAUUAACCAUCUUCAGACUACAAUAAACCAGUUUGCCAAUGAGGCACUUAGAACUCUAUGCCUUGCCUAUAUGGAAUUGGAAAACAGGUUCUCUGCCGAAGACACCAUUCCUGUUACUGGAUUCACUUGUAUAGGAGUUGUUGGUAUCAAAGAUCCUGUUCGUCUAGUGUUAAGGAGUCUGUAG